AUGGAGGAGCUCAGAACCUCCAGCUCCAGCCUGGGGCACCGCACCGCGGUCGCCCGCGAGCUGCUCCUGGCCACGCUGGAGGACCUGAGCCAGGAGCAGCUGAAACGCUUUCGCCACAAGCUGCGGGACGCGCCCGAGGGAAGCCCCAGCAUCCCGUGGGGGCGGCUGGAGCGCGCAGAUGCCCUGGACCUCGUGGAACGGCUGAUGGAGUUCUAUGGGCCCGAGCCCGCGCUGGAGGUGGCCCGCAAGACCCUGAAGAGGUCUGACGUGCGCGACGUGGCGGCUCGACUCAAGGAGCAGCGGCUGCAGCGCCUCGGCCCUGGACCCUCCGGGGAGCUCUCCGCGUCUGAGUACAAGAAGAAAUACCGUGAGCACGUGCUGCUGCUGCAUGCCAAGGUGAAAGAGAGGAACGCGCGCUCGGUCAAGAUCACCAAGCGCUUCACCAAACUGCUCAUCGCGCCUGAGGGCUCCGACGCCGAGGACGAUGCUCUGGGGCCUGCGGAGGAGCCGUCGCCACGGCGCGCGCGGCGCUCGGAUACCGACACCUUCAACCGGCUGUACGGCCCAGACCCGGAAGGACAGCGGUCUCUGACCGUGGUGCUUCAGGGCCCGGCGGGCAUUGGCAAGACCAUGGCGGCCAAGAAGAUCCUGUACGACUGGGCGGCUGGCAAGCUCUACCAAGGCCAGGUGGACUUCGCCUUUUUCCUGCCAUGCCACGAGCUGCUGGAGAGAACGUGCGCACGCAGCCUGGCUGACCUGGUCCUGGAUCAGUGCCCCGACCGCAGGGCGCCGGUGCGCCAGAUGCUGGCGCGGCCCGAGAGGCUGCUCUUCAUCCUUGAUGGCGCCGACGAGCUGCCGGCGCAGGUGUCCUCCAAGGCUGCGCCCUGCACCGACCCCUUCCAGGCGACCGGCGGCGCGCAGAUCCUGAGCGCGCUACUGAGCAAGUCGCUGCUGCCCACGGCCCGCCUCCUGGUGACCACGCGCGCUGCCGCGGCCGAAAGGCUGCAGGGCCACCUGCGCUCGCCGCAGUGCUCGGAGGUGCGCGGCUUCUCCGACAAGGACAAGAAGAAGUACUUCUACAAGUUCUUUCGCAACGAGCGCAGGGCCGAGCGCGCCUACCGCUUCGUGAAGGAGAACGAGACACUGUUCGCGCUGUGCUUCGUCCCCUUCGUGUGCUCCAUCGUGUGCACCGUGCUGCGCCAGCAGCUAGAGCGCGGCCAGGACCUGUCGCGCACCUCCAGGACCACCACAUCCGUGUACCUGCUUUUCAUCGUUACCUUGCUGCGCUCGGAGCCUCCAGCCAGCGGGGCCUGGGUGCAGGGCGAGCUGCGCAAGCUGUGCCGCCUGGCCCGCGAGGGCGUCCUGGGGCGCCGGGCACAGUUCGCAGAGAAGGACCUGGAGCGACUGGAGCUGCGCGGCUCCGGCGUGCAGACGCUGUUUCUCAACAAGAAGCAGAUGCCGGGCGUGCUGGAGGCCGAGGCCGUCCACCAGUUCUUCGACCACAGCUUCCAGGAGUUUUUCGCAGCGCUGUCCUACCUACUGGAGGAGGGGCGGCCCGAGGCGCCCGGCGGUGGCGUCGGGGCGCUCCUGCGCGCCGAUGCGGAGCUGCGAGGCCACCUGACACUCACCAGACGUUUCCUCUUCGGGCUGCUGAACGCCGAGCGGAUGCACGACAUUGAGCGCCACUUCGCCUGUGUGGUCUCUGAGCGCGUGAAGCAAGACGCCCUGCGGUGGCUGUUGGGCCAGGGCCGCUCCGCGGCGGCGCCAGAGGGAACGGAGCAGCCGGAAGGACUUGAGCGGGCCGAGGAGCCGGAGGGAGAAGACGAGGAGUUCAGCUACCCGCUGGAGCUGCUGUACUGCCUGUACGAGACGCAGGAAGGCGAGUUCGUGCGCCAGGCCCUGCGGGGCCUGCCAGAGCUGGCGCUGGAGCGAGUGCGCUUCAGCCGCAUGGACCUCGCGGUCCUGAGCUACUGCGUGCGGUGCUGCCCGGCGGGACAGGCGCUGCGGCUGCUCAGCUGCCGGCCGAGCGUGGUGCGGGAAAAGAGGAAGAGAAGCUUAGUGCAGCGGCUGCAGGGCAGCCUGGGCGGCGGGAAUUCUCGAGCCACCCAGAGACAACCGUCAGCCUCCCCACUGCGUCCACUCUGUGAGGCCAUGACUGACCAGCAAUGUGGCCUGAGCAGCUUGACGCUGUCCCACUGCAAACUCCCAGACUCUGUGUGCCGGGACCUGGCUGACGCCCUGAGGGUGGCCCCUGCCCUGACCGAGUUGAGUCUCCAGCACAACAGUCUCAGUGACAUGGGCUUGCGACUGCUGUGUGAGGGGCUGGCCUCGCCCAGGUGCCGAGUGCAGACGCUCAGGGUGCAGCAGCCCAGCCUCCAGGAAUCACUCCAGUACCUGGUGGGCCUGCUCCUACAGAAUCAGGUGCUGACCACCCUGGACCUCAGCGGCUGCCAGCUGCCAGGUCCCACUGUGACCUACCUGUGCAUAACCCUGCAGCACCCUGGAUGCAGCCUGCAGGCCCUCAGUCUGGCCUCUGUGGAGCUGAGCGAGCAUUCGCUGCAGGAGCUACGGGCUGUGAAGACGGCGAAGCCAGGACUGGCCAUCACACACCCUGGGCUGGAGGACAGCCCUGAAGCCUCCCAAGGGGUCAGCAGCAUCCAGCCCGGGCUACGCCACCUUCUGGGCAAGGAAGGAGGCCCUGGACGGCCCUACCGGUCUCCUUGCCUGGGGCCGCCUCCCGGGGGCGGGGACCUGGGGCCCUUCCGGGUGACGUGGAUGGGCAGGCAGCGGGACUUCUGCUUCCUGCACCUGGAGAAACAGCAGCAGCCCCAGGGGCAACCCGGAGACCCCAGACUUCCUCUCUGGUGGUCGGAGCAGGAGACUGGCUGUGGGUGA
Molecule: messenger RNA, 2895 nt
Organism: Orycteropus afer afer
Lineage: Eukaryota; Metazoa; Chordata; Mammalia; Tubulidentata; Orycteropodidae
Gene: NLRP6
Product: NLR family pyrin domain containing 6
Exons: 9
Coding region: 1-2895 (964 amino acids)
Biological process (GO): regulation of inflammatory response; response to bacterium; acute inflammatory response
Cellular component (GO): cytoplasm; canonical inflammasome complex
Molecular function (GO): peptide binding; vasopressin receptor activity
Source: RefSeq, a predicted model, not a curated record